This is a messenger RNA of Neoarthrinium moseri, 1500 nucleotides long. RefSeq lists its product as uncharacterized. Bases 1 to 1500 code for a protein of 499 amino acids. Gene Ontology annotation, molecular function: NADP binding; flavin adenine dinucleotide binding; N,N-dimethylaniline monooxygenase activity. The record is from RefSeq and is a predicted model, not a curated record. Lineage: Eukaryota; Fungi; Ascomycota; Sordariomycetes; Amphisphaeriales; Apiosporaceae. The transcript has a single exon.
AUGGCUACCAACCUCCCUGCCAAUUUCUCAUUGCCGGCCUCAGCGGCAUCUGGGGCACUGAGCUUUGAUGUUAUCAUCAUCGGUGCUGGCAUAUCUGGCAUAAAUGCAGCCUAUCGUCUUCAAAGCCAAGGCCCGUCUGGCCUGAAAUAUGUCAUUCUCGAAGCUCGGGACUCCAUGGGAGGCACUUGGGAUCUAUUCCGUUAUCCGGGAAUCCGAUCGGAUUCCGACAUAUUCACGUUCGGCUUCCCUUGGAGCCCAUGGAAACACCCUGAGUCUCUUGCAGCUGGAGACAAGAUCAAAGAAUAUCUCAUUCAGUCAGCUCAAUCCGCCGGUAUAGACCAGCACAUUUGUUAUCACCACAAGGUUGAGGCGGCGAACUGGAACUCGACGACACAAAGCUGGGCGUUGAAUGUUAAAGUGUCUGGUGAGGCGAGUCCUGUGGUGUUUCACUCUCGCUUCAUGCUCCUCGGCACUGGCUAUUACGACUAUGAUUCCCCACUGCAGACAACGAUCCCAGGCAUCGAGAACUUCCGAGGCAAAGUCAUCCAUCCCCAAUUUUGGCCUGAGGACUACGACUACACGGGCAAGGAUGUCGUCAUAAUCGGAAGUGGAGCUACUGCCAUCACCAUCCUCCCAUCGAUUGCUGACAGAGCCAAACGCGCUACUAUGCUACAGAGGAGCCCUGGAUACAUCUUCUCUUUGCCUUCCAACAGCUUCUUCACAAGAUUGCUUUUUGCCAUUUUGCCUGCUACAGUGGCACAUUUCUUCAACAGGCUUAUCUGGCUAUUUCGGAGCUACCUGACAACUGCAUUAUGCAGGUCUUGCCCUGGACUUGCCAAGAUGAUCAUCAAGCGGGUGACAAUCCAGCAGCUGCCUCCGGAUGUCAAAUGGGACCCAAACUUCAAACCCCGGUACAACCCAUGGGAGCAGCGAUUCUGCGCUUGCAUGAACGGGGAUUUCUUUGCAGCUCUUCGUUCGGGAAAAGGCGAUGUUGUCACGGGCAAGAUCAAGAAUGUCACCCAAAAUAGCAUUGAGCUAGAGUCCGGUGCUGCUCUGCAUCCAGACGUGAUUGUCACAGCCACGGGGCUGAAGCUGAAGUUUGGUGGAGGAAUUCAAUUUGCGCUGGAUGGCCAGCAAUUUGACGUGGGCGAGAAGUUUGCGUGGAAAGCAGCCAUGCUUCAAGACGUACCGAACCUCCUGUUCAUGACGGGUUAUGAGACGGCAUCUUGGACUUUAGGUGCUGACGUUAGUAUCCAGCUGUUCAUUCGGGUACUACGCCUGAUGGAGCAGAAAAAGGCCAAGGUCGCCAUACCAAAGCUGUCCAAGCUUGAUGGCAUGGAAGAAAAGCCUAUGAUGAACCUCUCGUCUACGUAUGUCAAGAUUGCGGGAAAGGUUCUGCCAAAAGGUGGUACAGGUCAGUGGAGUCCCAAGACCAAUUACUUUGCAGAUAUUGCUGGGGCCAAAUGGGGCGACGUCACCACGGAUUUGGUCUUUCUGUAG